Molecule: messenger RNA, 2007 nt
Organism: Cadophora gregata
Lineage: Eukaryota; Fungi; Ascomycota; Leotiomycetes; Helotiales; Ploettnerulaceae
Exons: 2
Coding region: 81-1403 (440 amino acids)
Molecular function (GO): protein binding
Source: RefSeq, a predicted model, not a curated record
UUUUAGAAUACUUUAAUCUUCACAACGUCGAUUACAAGUCAAUCAGUGUCCAUAAUAGCCUCCAGGACACAUCUUCAAACAUGAAAGUCCUCCUAGGCGAGGUCCAUCUCUCAUCCUCUCAAUCCGCUCCAGAUCUCAACACAAGCAAAGACACAGACAUCCCAGAACCUAAACUCGACUCCGACUUCACCAAAGACGGCAAACCAGCUACAUAUGCCAAAGGCUAUCCCCUACAAUGGGGCGAAGAAGUUUGGAAGUUUACGACUCAUGGCGAUGUCGUAGCUGGCGGCGUAGAAUCCGGGUCUGCGACAUCAGAUGAGAAAUUCCUAGCGCUUGCCACAGAACGAAGCAUCUGUAUUUUUAACCUGGACGACUUUUCUCUAGCUUGUGCGUUGAAGAGCGACUUUGGCAUUGUGCAGACUGUUGAGUUUGCGCCAUUUCCUCAGGGAGGAGACGAGGGGUAUGUCUUGGUUACGGAUGCGCAUGACAACUUGCCCGAGAGGAAUGAACAGAUCCAGUUGUGGUAUUUGGAUGGAGAUUGUAAGGACAAAGCCACAGGACCAGAGGCUGAUGGAAAGAAGGGGGAGAGGGAAAAGUUUGAUGGAGCGCUCGCAACGUUCUCACCCACGGCGUUUAGCCAUGAUGGGAAGACUUUGCUGUAUCUCAGCGAUGUCCAUGACGAGUACGGGGUGCAUGCUCGAGUCACAGCUGUCAAGAUCGCAACAGGGAGAGAGGCCUUUUACAUGGAAGGCCACAAGGACCCGAUCAUGUGGAUUGGGUUCAGUCCAGACGAUAGCCUAAUUGUGUCCACUGCUUGGGACGGGUACGCGAAAGUCUAUUCUGGAACAGAUGGAAAGCAAAUCAGGGACCUAGGACCCACUGGAGGUCAGAACUGGGCUUGCGACUUCUCGCCAGAUGGAGAGAACCUUGCUGUUAGUCGAGGAAAUCGUGGGCCAAGUACUUUUGUAUGGAGGCUGAAGGAUCCGCAAAGUUUUCCUAUUGCUCUUGAAGGUACGAAGGGCAUGCAGAGACAUAUUGCUUGGUCACCUGAUGGAAUAAGACUUGCAAUAGGUGCUAUGAAUGGACGACUGAUUGUCUAUGACGCGAGAUCCAUGACUGUGGAACAGGUAUGGCAAUUGGGUGAUCAGUCGACCUGGGUUCACGAUGUGUGUGAAGCUGUAUGGCUGGAUAAUGGACAGCGGCUCUUAUUUUCACCUAUGGACGGAAGUGUGCUGAUGUAUGAUUUUAAGACGAACGAAAAGUGGAAAUGGGUAGCUGGGGAGAAAGAUGAGUGGAGGCCAGGAAGCUGGCUCAAUACUUUGGAUGUGAUGGAGAAGAGGAGGCUUUUUGGCUCGAAGGAUCAGGAUGGAUCGUAUCGGAUUUGGAAAUUACCAGAACUCUAAGUUAGCUCUGCUUUCCUUAGUCUAAUGCAGAUCGGAAUGCGGCGUUUGGCCAGGUAAGUGAACAUCAAAAUUGCAUGGCAUGGAAUUGCUUGGGAUUGCGCUUCCGCAAAUAGAGGCUAUAGCAGUGUCUACAUAUUAUCUUGAGCUGUGAUGAAGUGCCAAUGUCUCACAUUAUUAUUUCUCAGCUUCCAAAAGUUGUAUCAUUUAUAGGGUGUAUUCUUCAACGACUGUUAUACAAAUCCCCUUGCCUUCAUAAAUCGAACACCUGAACUAACUCGCGCGCGUCAACUAACCCAGUCAUAUCUACCCAACCAUCCUCAACCAUUCUCUUCAAAGUAGUAGGCUGAGCAAUCGAAGUUUAGCCGGUCGCUAUGCGUCAAAGACAGCUGCUGCUGUGGGUCGGCGGACCACGAUUGGUGAAGGAUUAUCUUUAUCAGCUCUUGCGUCAACAACAGGUGUUGCUCGUUUUCCGAGAGAGACGACCGGCGAAGGAUCGUCUUUAUCGGCUCUUGCUUCAACGACAGCUGCUGCUGUGGCUUGGCGGACCACGAUUGGUGAAGGGUCGUCUUUAUCGGCUCUUGCAUUGAUGUAUGGUACUGUUACA